Molecule: messenger RNA, 1461 nt
Organism: Babesia bovis T2Bo
Lineage: Eukaryota; Apicomplexa; Aconoidasida; Piroplasmida; Babesiidae
Product: AP2 domain family protein ACDC superfamily
Exons: 1
Coding region: 51-1421 (456 amino acids)
Biological process (GO): regulation of DNA-templated transcription
Molecular function (GO): DNA-binding transcription factor activity
Source: RefSeq, a predicted model, not a curated record
GGAAUCCAUUGUAUUAUCAACAUGGUUCUAGAUUUGUGAGAAGUAAUGCAAUGGAUGGCAACCCUACUGGUGUAACCCAUAGCUCAGCGUUGAAUCCUUACCACGUAUCGAACAAAGGACUAUAUGCACAUAGUAGCGAGAUGGAUUCUACAAGCCGUUCCUUGUGGAAUGUAGCGGAAUCCACCUUAAUGAACCCUCAGGAGCAUCAUGGAGGAUGGGUGCCUGUGAACAUGCCAUACAGUGGUAUGCACCAAGCAGUGGCACCGGUAAAUCAUCCCUUUAUACCAACUGACCCUAUGUACAUGGAUUCUUCCGGGUACAUGCGUACUGAGACCCAUUUGGCUGAGGAUGAAGGUGAUUUCGUGGAUAUGGGUUCUAACCUACUCAAUAGAACCGUGGAUGAAAAGGAGUCAGUGGAAAGCGAGCAGGUUGACGAGAAGGAUGAAUUUGCAAGGACACUGCCACCUUCACUCAGGAAGCAAUAUGAGAUAUUCAACACCUACGGCACCAUAACUGAGCAGUUGCGCCAGGAGUUCGUUAGGCGCAGCAAGCUGUUCCCCAAGGUCCGUGGAGUCUGGUUCAACUCUGCCCUUAGGCGCAUGGGAUGGGUAGGUCAGGCAUACAAGAAGUGCAAGCGCAUUGAGAGGAUAUUCUCCGUGAGGCAACAUGGUUUCGCUGGCGCUCGCGCCCUUGCUAUAGAAUUCCGUAACUCCCAGAAGCCCACUUUAAAAGCGCUAGAGCAAUAUGACGAAACCGCGUCACAAGCAGAUACGGCGUAUGACAACGGGAGUAAUGACUUCGCCAUGGCAGAAACCACAGACCCGGAAAAGGAGAUUGUAGACGAACUGAUUGAAACUCAGACUACCUGCGCUGAGCACCCUGGUAGCUAUGGAAUCUCACUGAAUGAAUCGGGUAAUACCACUAAAAGUGAAGCCACGCUGUGCUCUGAAGGUGAUAUGGACCAGCUGGGUAACACCGUGGGUCAUACAUCCUUCGAAGACGACAUCUCAAGCGAGUUCUACUAUUAUAAGACUAACCUCACACCCGAGGAGAUUGUACACCGGGACCAUAUGUGCAAAAAGGCGUUAAAGUUCAUGCUGCAUGAACUGUCGCACCUAAUUGACCUUGACAUACCAUUACCCGGGCUAAACAAGGAUAUGUGCCAAAAGGGGAUCCAAUACCACCUUGGUGCUAUUGAAAAAGCAAAGAGUGCAAGGGAGAUGGUGCCAUAUAUAGCCAUUUUCGGGGGGCAUAUCUGCCUAGGUAUACCACCACUUGAUAUCCCCUAUAACGAGAUAUACAGCAUCAUCUCGCUGUUAUCGUAUUCAUUGCCUCUUGGCACUGAGUUCAGUGCCUCGAGUACAAUGCCUUUUGUCAACAAGAAAUACGUUGCUGACAUCCGGGACCUCAUUGUAUCAUGAUAUUUUUUUGUAUUCAUUUUUAAUCGCAAGAAAACAUUAG